Penicillium alfredii is the source of this 354-nucleotide messenger RNA. Its product is annotated as mRNA splicing protein SMD2. The transcript has 4 exons. Gene Ontology annotation, molecular function: RNA binding. Gene Ontology annotation, cellular component: U4/U6 x U5 tri-snRNP complex; U2 snRNP; precatalytic spliceosome. Bases 1 to 354 code for a protein of 117 amino acids. Gene Ontology annotation, biological process: RNA splicing; spliceosomal snRNP assembly. NCBI's taxonomy places the organism in Eukaryota, Fungi, Ascomycota, Eurotiomycetes, Eurotiales, Aspergillaceae. The record is from RefSeq and is a predicted model, not a curated record.
AUGUCGACCGCCCCGGACCCCAAGAUUCAAGACCUGCUCAACAAGCCGAAGAGCGAGCUCACGGAAUAUGAGGUCGCUCUUGUUGAGGAGCAUGAGCUCACCGCUGGCCCACUGUCCCUCCUGCAGACCGCCACCCGCACACACACCCAGGUCCUGAUCUCCUGCCGGAACAACCGCAAGCUGCUGGCCCGUGUCAAGGCUUUUGACCGACACUGCAACAUGGUGCUGGAGAAUGUCAAGGAAAUGUGGACCGAGAAGCCCAAGGGGAGCAAGGGGAAGGGUGUGAACAAGGAUCGCUUCGUGAGCAAAAUGUUCCUGCGCGGCGACUCUGUCAUCCUUGUCCUGCUCAGCUGA